AUGUCUACCAAUCUCUGCGUUUCCGCCAGAGACCUUGGAGCACUAGGUACCUGGCGUGAAGAAGAACCGUUACAGUUACAUAUUCCUCGUCGUCCUUCCACUGCAUUAUCGGCGUUUCCGUCAAGUACGAGUACAACAAGAUUGGCGGCUUCUUCGACUGCCCUGGAUUAUAGCGAACACUUAAAGGGCGGCCCAGAAGUUCUCCCUCAGAGUGUUUCGGGUGUUGUCGCUGGAAAGGAACAACGGUUUGACGUUCAACCACGUGUGACUAAGUCAGCAUAUUUUCGACGACGGUCACUACCCAGAGCAAUCAAGCAAGGAAACAAGGGAAAAGGGCUGAGGAAGACGGUCGCAAAGGGUUUGGAGUGCUAUGGCUCUCAGACUACAAUCGAGGUAGAUGAAGAACAUAGACAACCGAAUCAACCUGACUAUACUAAGGUUGAAGAUGAAGAUUCAUCCUCCAUCGUCUGUGCCAUAGACAUACGACUAAAUGACGAUACCAGUUCCGGCAACAUUGAACAGAGCAGCCGAAUCGAAGAGUCACCAGCGAGCAACCCGUCCACUUCACCUACUUCUUCACCACCGGCUGAUCCUCUCUCACCCAUAAACAACGACAACAUGACCUCCUCUUCCUCCCAUAGCCGCCCCACGUCCAAGUCCACCGCCUCCAAACAUCCUGCCUCGUCCUCCUCUCCCACACCAAGAUCUCCCAUCCCAUCGUUGAAAUCCUCCACCACCAAAAUCUCAAUACCAACCAUACCCCCCUCAGACAAACAUGAAGAUGAAGACAAUAAUGAUCAAGAAAAAGACCAAAUCGACAAAGACGACUGGCACCAAAUCCACGAACCCGAACAACGUCGACGUAUCCAAAACCGCAUCGCCCAGCGCAAGUUCCGCGCAAAAGCUCGCUCGCUGAAAGACCAAGCGGCAAGGGACGCGCAAAAUAGGCGGUAUGCCGGGUGUGCGUAUACGUGUCCGGAAGUGGGAGAUUUACCUGUUGAGUGUGACAUCAGGGAGGAGGAGGAGGGCGAGGGGUACGACUUUGAGGGUGAGGGUGGUGGUUGUGAAGAUGGGCAAGAGGGGAGGAUAGGAGGAGAGAGGGUCCUCUCGGGUUUACCGUGGGGUGGACUGAGCAUGAGGUUUGUGGUCGGUCGAGGACACGGGUAUUAUCAUUACCAACAAACAUCAAAGGGAUCUGGAUCAGGAUCAAGGUCUGGGUCUGGGUCUGGGUCUGGGUCUGGACCGUCUGGGACGGGUACGGGGACAGGAACGGUGACGUCGCUACUAUCCCCUACGAUCACGGGUUUGGGUACGCCUACACCUGUGCCUAUAGGGACUAGCGAUGGUGAUGCCUGGCCUGCUUUGCAGCAGCAGCAGCAGCAGCAACAACAACAGCAACGAUAUCAGCAACAGCAACGAUAUCAGCAACAGCACCCACGAUCGGCUACAUAUUACGGACAGCACGCGAGUGGGAGUAGUGCAGGGUCGCCUUUGUCAUCAUACGGGAUGAUGAUGUCUAUGGGUAUGGGCUUUAUGGGCAGUGGUGAUAUGGAUAUGGAUGUGGAUUAUGCUAUGGCGGCGGUACCUCCGGAAAGCGGAAGUGGAAGUGGAAGUGGUGGUCACGGAAGUUCCCUGGGGGUUGGUGAUGGUAUGGAUAUGACGUAUUAUGAUUCAUCGCCGUAUUAUUACGGCUAUGGAAGUGGUGGUGGUGGUAGUGGUGGAGGUGACACGGCGAGCCGCAGUGGAGGCAGUGUCUAGGGACUGGACUCUGAGUCUGUGGCUGGAUGACAAGGCUGUAGGAAUUCUCUUCUCUAUCCUGUGUGUUGUGUUUUUGAUGAUGGUUGGUCAGGAUACGGGGUUUCUCAUGACUGAUUUCACUUCUUCUUCUCGUACACAGUAUAGUGUAUACCCUUUAGCGAUUCUUGUUAUACCCAAAUAUGAUCAACAAUGUAGAUCUGUA
Messenger RNA from Neurospora tetrasperma FGSC 2508, 1960 nucleotides. RefSeq lists its product as uncharacterized. The coding region runs from base 1 to 1758 and encodes 585 amino acids. Gene Ontology annotation, molecular function: DNA-binding transcription factor activity. Gene Ontology annotation, biological process: regulation of DNA-templated transcription. The record is from RefSeq and is a predicted model, not a curated record. Lineage: Eukaryota; Fungi; Ascomycota; Sordariomycetes; Sordariales; Sordariaceae. The transcript is spliced from 2 exons.